Tarenaya hassleriana is the source of this 2645-nucleotide messenger RNA. RefSeq names its product histone-lysine N-methyltransferase 2C-like. The transcript is spliced from 13 exons. Bases 129 to 2645 code for a protein of 838 amino acids. The record is from RefSeq and is a predicted model, not a curated record. Lineage: Eukaryota; Viridiplantae; Streptophyta; Magnoliopsida; Brassicales; Cleomaceae.
UAAUAAAUAUUAUUCUUUAUUAAUUUUAAAAAAGUGCGAAUCGAGCCCUAAAAAUUCAAUCUCGAUUUUUUUCCCAUAGAGCCGGGGGGAAAAAAAAAUCGAUUGGGGGUGUGUGUGUGUUUGUGUAUAUGGCCUUUCACGUAGCUUGCCCAAUUACAUGUCGUCGGAUCUGCUUUUGCUCCCUAGGGUUUUCUCGGGAUCUCCGUGGGGUCAAUGCGACGGAUGAGUUCUUGAAGGAGGUCGAUCGGGUUCAGGAGCUUUUGAAGGAUCCAUGGGGUGAUUCUAGGGUUUCCAGGGAAGGGACGGUUCAGGUUAGGGUUCCUAAGGUUGUUCCUGCUCCGCAGCCUGUAUCUGCAGCGUCCGUGUUGGGGGUUGGUGAUGUCGAUGGAGGAGGAGGGGGUGAUGAAGCGGCUGCGGCGAUGGAGGAGGCUUCGGCACAGAAGAAGCGAGUGGCUCUUCAGAGACAGGCCGCUGUUGCGGUGGAAGCGGCUGAGGAUUACGCUCGGAGGUUUGAAUCCGGUGUCACUCCGGUUUCAUGGAAAGAUCAAGCUGGGGAAGAGCUUGGUCAGUCGAACGCGAAUGUAAUGUGUAGAAUGUGCUUCUCGGGUGAGAACGAAGGAAGUGAGAGGGCAAGGAGGAUGCUUUCUUGCAAAAGCUGUGGCAAGAAGUACCACAGGAAUUGUUUGAAGUCUUGGGCUCAACAUAGAGAUUUGUUCCAUUGGAGUUCGUGGACUUGUCCCUCGUGUCGAGUUUGUGAGGUCUGCCGUAGAACAGGAGAUCCUAGUAAGUUCAUGUUCUGCAAGAGGUGUGAUGCAGCUUAUCAUUGUUAUUGCCAACAUCCUCCGCACAAGAAUGUUAGUUCUGGCCCAUAUCUAUGCCCAAAGCAUACAAGAUGUCACAGCUGUGGAUCAACUGUCCCUGGAAAUGGCCUAAGUGUGAGGUGGUUUUUGUCAUAUACUUGCUGCGAUGCUUGUGGAAGGCUGUUUGUCAAGGGAAAUUAUUGCCCUGUAUGCUUGAAGGUGUAUAGGGACUCUGAAUCAACUCCGAUGGUUUGCUGCGAUAUUUGUCAACGCUGGGUGCAUUGCCAAUGCGACGGAAUAAGUGAUGAGAAAUAUAUGCAGUUUCAAGUAGAUGGAAACCUUCAGUAUAAAUGUACCACAUGCCGGGGAGAGUGUUACCAGGUUAAGGAUCUUCAGGAUGCUGUUCGUGAACUUUGGAAGAGAAAAGAUGUGGCGGACAAAGAGCUAGUUGCUAGCUUGAGGGCUGCUGCUGGUUUGCCAACAGAGGAAGACAUAUUUUCUAUUUCUCCUUUUUCAGAUGAUGAAGAAAAUGGUCCUGUGUCUGGACGUUCUCUGAAGUUCUCUGUGAAAGGUUUAGUUGACAAGUCACCUAAGAAGAGCAAAGAGCACGGGAAGAACUCUUCAAACAAAAAGCAUGUUCGUAAAAAGGGUCACCUCAGUAAGUUAGAACCCCAACAGGAUUCUGAACUUUAUCAUAAUAUGGAAUCUGAGAGAUAUGGUGUGGGUGUCAAUAAAAAGGAGGACAUGGAAUUUCCAAAAAAUGAAGGAUCUGAUAUUUCUUCUCGUGUUGCUGGAAUUUGUUCGACACAUGAGCCUAAGACGGUGAAACACAAGUUGGUCAAUGAUGUUAUGGUAACCGAAGAGGAUAGGCCGUCAAGGAUAGUCAAGAUAAAGUGUAGUAAGCCUCAGGAUUCUGACAGUGAGGAUGCCCAAAAGAGUGCGGGUAAGGUAAACUCUGUAAAGGCGAAAAAGUUGGUCAUAAGUCUGGGUGCAAGGAAAAUAAACAUCAGCUCCAAUUCUUCAAAAUCUAGUGCACCCUUUCUUCCGACUGAUCAAGAUCAGUCUUCUUCUGGCGGUGGUGAAGAUUUACAGGAAAGUAAGGCUGAGAAGCCCUUGUUUGGCGCCACUGCUAAAAAAGCGGAUAGAUUUGAUCAGCCAGGUGAAGUGAGAAGCUUGAGGAUUUCUGGAAGAUUCGGGAAAACUCAAUCCGAAGAAACUGUUCCUCCUGAACAGAAACACAAUUCGGUUGGCAGACCCAGCGAAGGAAGUAAAGCUACAUUCGGGUCAAUCACCCAAUUUCCUACAUCAACGAGCAAAGACAAUCACGAAGAAGAUAAAGCAACUGCCUCAGAUUCUGUGCAGAAAGAAGCAAGACCUUUGCUCAAAUUUAAGCUUAGAAAACCUAAUCCAGACGGUCAGAUGACAUCUCAGAUUCCUCAUUCUGAGGAUGAAAAGCUAAGUUCUGCAAAGGGCCAAAGAUCAAAGAGAAAGAGACCUUCGCCAUUAAUGGAUAAGUACACUUUGAAGGAAAAUGAAGAUGCUUCCCAUUCUCAUCUGGAAAGUCCGAGUGACGAGAUGAUGGAUGCUAAUUGGAUUUUGAAGAAGUUGGGCAAGGAUUCAAUCGGGAAGAGAGUAGAAAUCCAUCAAGGAUCUGAUAAUUCAUGGCGAAAGGGAACGGUGACGGAUGUUAUGGGAGAAAAGUCAUCGACAUUAUCGGUUUCUUUAGAUGAUGGAAGUGUAAAGACGUUGGAGCUGGGGAAACACAGCGUCCGGUUCGUACCUCAGAAGCAGAAGAGGUCGAGGAGUUGUGGAACAUCUUUGUUGCCUCUCUUGUUGAAACUCUAA